Molecule: messenger RNA, 2468 nt
Organism: Lytechinus pictus (painted urchin)
Lineage: Eukaryota; Metazoa; Echinodermata; Echinoidea; Temnopleuroida; Toxopneustidae
Exons: 2
Coding region: 936-1916 (326 amino acids)
Source: RefSeq, a predicted model, not a curated record
AUUGUCAACCUGAUUAAGCUACCUCAUCGGGCCCCACGUUUUUUGAUGUUAAGGCCUCUUUUGUGCAAACACAACGUAUAAAUGAAAUAAAUAUAAUUUCGGAAUAAGAUCAAAGUUCGCUUCAACACAAACAUCUCUUAUCUCAAUAGGUCCUUCAUAAAAACCACGAUAGCGAGAAAAUUAUAUACGCAAUGAGGCAACCAUACAUUAAAAUCAAGGUGGAGAAUAAUACAUUCGAUUCCUGGAUUUUGCUGCGACAAGUGGUGUGGGAAAUUUUAUUCCGUUGAAAAGAAAAUAGACGCAAAAACAAAUUUAGGCCCCAAAGUGGAAUUGGCUGGCGGACUAUCUACCAUGACUAAUCAUAUUCCGCGUAUAUCUUGGAUUCGGAGAAAUAUACAUUGACAGGGAAUUGAAACCUGUUAUCCCGCCUGCCAUUGAUACUGAGGCCUUCUCUGUAAAGGGUCCAAGAUCAAAAACAAAUAAGUGAACUGCUUACAUUUGCCGUUGACCGAUCGGACGUCAUUUUGUCUUUGGGAGAUUGCCGAUAUGAUACGAAGAUCAGAGUCAAUUAAAUUUCAAACAAAAUAUACGCAUAUCCACAUCAGGAUGAAAGGGAUGCAAACAUUUGUUUUAAGCGCACUCUGAGGAUAUAUAAGCUAUUUUUGGACAUUCUAACUGCCCAAUACUACAUCUGCGAUCAUUACACUGUGGAUUUAUCAUUCGAAUUACUUCAAAGAUAUUCAUUAUCUGACUUCUGCUGGGCACAUGAGAAGAGCGAACUUCUUAGCACGAGCAAACCAUCGACUACCACUGAGGAAAUAUUUGAAACAGAUUUGUGAUUAAAAACAAGAUUAUAUCAUUUCUCGUGUCAUCCUGAAAUAGUUCAGAAUUCGGUUUGAUGAAUGAGUUAAAAUGUGAUUCGAGGAGAGGGAAACAUGGCUCAGGAGACGAUUAUAACGGACCGCGUGCGAUAUCCCUCGGGAGUCAGCAGAAGGUCCCAACGGAGCAGAGAGUACAAGCUGGCAUCGCAGAACUUGUGGGCUAAAGCUCUCUCGGUGGUCGGGGUAGGGAUUCUGCUACUUCUAUGUUACGCCAUCUUCCCAGAGAUGCCUCUCAUUGUCGUCGGCGUCUGCACCAUCUUCUUGGGACUGUGCACUCUCAUCGCCGACCGCGUUAUCAAUAAUAAAUGUAAGAAGGGGCGACAGCAGGGACGUCGUGAUGGAGGUCGUCAACGAAAUGGGACCCGAGGUCGUAAUCCAAGUCAGUCGGUGACGAAUCAAGAUCUUGGGAGUGCAACCUCAAAUGAUAUUUGGACAUGCCCGAUGCCUUUAGAAUGGCCCAUCCCACCCUCGACGCCACCGCCCACCUAUACACCAACCAACCCAAUACCUUUAGAUGAAAACAUUGAACUUGGUCCGCCACCGUUUGAACCCCACCCUGCCCUCGGUCUCCCCCCUCCUCCUCCUCCUCUUACCCCUCCACCGCCUCUAACACCCCUACCCUCCCGUGAGAACGAUCACGAAGUAUGUAUUUCAUCGGAAUCUGACGAAGGCGAGGAUGAUGACGCGGUGACCGAGCUACCGAUCAUGUUCCCGCUGCGAACCCGUCGACGAUGUAUCUCGACACCACCGCUGCCAUCCUAUGAAGAGGUCAUUGAGGAAGAUCGACGGACGGUAGCGUCAGCGUCGUCCAUGCCGUCACUUUUAUCGCGCGAUUCAGCGUCAACGUCAUCGUCGUCGUCGUCAUCAUCGGCUGAUCAAUCACAAUCUUCUGGCGGAGACACGGCCGUGAGGUUACAGAACAAUCUAGCGUCAGAGGCAGCUUUAUCAAACGCAUCAUCAUCGUCGUCGGGCAUGCUUCCGAUACUUGCGCAGGCUUCAAGGACAAGAGCUUCUAGUUUACCAGUGAGGACAUAGCAAGUAUACAUCUCUUUGAAUGGGAACUUAUCUACAGAAUGUUAUACAUUGAAACUUCUUGGAGUAGUGGAUAGAAGGACAGCUAACAUGAUGAGUAGAAUUCUGGUCAGAGUGAUAGAGUUGGGAUCAGUUAGGAACUACGAACGAGAUGGAGUGCAUUUAUUUAAUACGUAUCUUGCCAUAGUCCAUUCAAAUGCAAGGUUUCUGUAAUAGUUUUUAGAGGUAUAACAACAAGUGUAUUUGUGUUGUGAUGGGGGGGGGGGAUAGUGAUAUGACGCCGUUGUCCAGUGGCAAUAUAACCGCCCCUGGUAUUUACGCCGAUUCUGUUUUCUAACUAAAGUCAACAUGUACGCCAACAUAUCAGAUGAUACUAUCCUCAUAAAACGUCAUUAAGGUAUUUACUUGGUAAUCGUUUGAUCAAACAAGUUAUUGAUUGUAAUCCAAGGGUGCGAAACAUGGAGAUGUUCACCUGACACUAAGUUUAAAAAAGCAAAAAGUUAGACAAUUAAGGAUGACGAAAAAAAUAAAAAAUAAAGAGAUGUUCAUAAACAA